Molecule: messenger RNA, 801 nt
Organism: Lactuca sativa (garden lettuce)
Lineage: Eukaryota; Viridiplantae; Streptophyta; Magnoliopsida; Asterales; Asteraceae
Source: RefSeq, a predicted model, not a curated record
AUGCCUGCAGAAAAAUUCGAAGCAUAUAGAACCUUCAUGAAGCAUGUUAAAGCCUUACAAGUUAAUAUGCCAUUUGUGGAAACAAUGCUCCAAACACCAAAAUACUUCAACUUGCUAAAAGGUCUUUUUGUUGCUAGGAAAGAUUUGGCUGAAGUCGCGGAGGUACUAUUGAGUGAGCUGCCCGAAAAGAAAGGCGAUCCGGGGAAUAUUAUAAUUCCGUGCCAGUUUGGUAAAGAAGUUGUCACCCAAGCAUUGACCGACUCGGGUGCAAGCAUCAAUCUGAUGCCUUUAUCUUUCUUUAAGAGGUUGAAUUUACUAGAGCCGAGACCGGUAAAUAUGAAGAUCCAUUUAGCAGACAAGACAAUAAUUCAUCCGCAAGGCGUUUGUGAGGAUCUCCUUAUUAAAGUAGACAAGUUUAUAUUUCCGGUAGACUUUGUGGUGGUUGACAUGGAAGAAGACCCCAAAAUUCCAAUCAUUUUGGGGAGAUCAUUUUUAAACACCGCAUGUGCCUUAAUUGAUGUAUGCGAGUCUACAUUAACAUUGAGGGUGGGUGAUGAGUCCAUAAUAUUUAAAGCUAUGCCAGAAGCCAAGCAAAAGGAGGAAAGAAAAGAAAACAUCUCACUGAUCCAUUUGGAUGAUGAGAUAUUACAAAAAGAACUUGAACUUUUGCAAAAAGAAGAUCCAACCAAGUUUCUGCUACAUUCUGGAGAGGAUGGAGAUGUUAACAAGGACUUCGAGGAGUUAGAAAAGCUACUGGAAGAAUCCGACUCAGAAAACAACCAAGAAAUGGAGAAGAAAUAG